This is a messenger RNA of Colletotrichum orchidophilum, 2343 nucleotides long. RefSeq lists its product as uncharacterized. The record is from RefSeq and is a predicted model, not a curated record. Bases 1 to 2343 code for a protein of 780 amino acids. NCBI's taxonomy places the organism in Eukaryota, Fungi, Ascomycota, Sordariomycetes, Glomerellales, Glomerellaceae. Gene Ontology annotation, biological process: regulation of DNA-templated transcription; DNA-templated transcription. Gene Ontology annotation, molecular function: DNA-binding transcription factor activity, RNA polymerase II-specific; zinc ion binding; DNA binding. Gene Ontology annotation, cellular component: nucleus. The transcript has 3 exons.
AUGUGGAGUUCCCACGACCAUGGGACAGACAUGCUAGACACCAAUGCACGUCCGCAACAAAUGGCCGAGGAGGAAGCGAACUCGGUCUUCAGCCACGACGAAGGCUCGAGUGGUGAUGACACGACCAACAAUGGCUCGGCCGGUGCCCCGAGGAAGCGUAAGAGGGAGAAGCACCAAAAGACAUCAUGCGAACUAUGCAAGGCGAGAAAGGUCAAGUGCGAUCGUGCAGAGCCCGCAUGUUCUUGGUGUGCCCGUCACAACCGAGCAUGCGUCUAUCUUGAGAGGCAGAAGCCGGGUAGUCGCAUCGGUUUCAGUCUCGAACUUGAGGCAAAGGUCAACAGGCUCGAUGCCCUCCUGCAGGCUCUUGGCCGUCGUGUAGAAGACCACAUUGCCCAUGACCACGUCGCCACAUCACAGGCUCAUUCGCCAACUAUUAGCAAUCAGGCGUCGUCUCAAGUCGAGGGCUUCCGUCCUGAUGGGAAUGCUAAUGGCGUCAGCCCGGCUCCCGGUCUUCCAAGAGCAGCGUCCACAACGAAUGGAAGAACGUCAGCCUUCUCGAGCCCUUUCUGGCAGGGUAGUGAUGGUCAAGAAGCGCUCCAGAAUGGCAGUCGAACUUCAGUGCAGGCUCUCUUGAACCUUUCCGCAAGCGAGUCUUUCAGUCAAGCAGGCGCACCGCCCAGCAUCAACGGGGCUCGAAAAGAUGCAUCUUCUCUCCCGACUGUCUCAGAGUUCCCGCCCCACGAUAUGCUUUACACUCUCGUCGACCUGUACUUCAAACACUGCAACACGUGGUGUCCAAUUUUGGACCGUAAGACGACAUUCGGUGCCUUUUUCGGAUCGACCUCACUCAACGAAGCCGAUCGUGUCUUGUUACAUGCAAUAGUAGCAACGACGCUCAGGUUCAUGAAAGACCCGCGGUUAUUGCCCGACAUGCGGUCACACUACCAUGCGGUGUCGAAACACAGGGUACAGAUAUACGCAAUGGAGAACGUAAGCGUUGCCGCGCUGAGGGCCCUGGUUAUACUUUGCCUGGACGAGUUGGGGACGUCGAAUGGUCCUCGCGGUUGGAAUAUGCUUGCGUUGCUCGCGCAGAACGUGAGACAGCUGGAACUCUGCGAAGAGAGCAGUGUGUAUCUCACGGCUGAGGCGGAGGAGACACCACACACAGGCUCGAUCCGCAGAGUGGCCAUGGGUCAACCAGAAUCAUGGAUCGAAGACGAGGGCCGUCGGCGGCUUUGCUGGAUGGUUUAUCUACUCGAUCGAUAUGCGACGAUAGCGACGACGACGUUCGACUUCAUGCUCGAUGACAAAAAGAUGAAGCGCGGCUUGCCCUGUUCAUACGACCUCUUCUCCAGAAACGUCCCCGUUGAAACGAAGUCAUGGGGUCCGUCAUCCGAUCAGACCGAGAGCCCUACUAUUAACAAACCCGAAAAUCUCGGCAGUUUUUCGUACCACUGCGAAAUCCUGCGUAUACUUAGCAAAGUCCACGACUUCCUCAAAACGCCCAUCGACGUGACUUCAUCGUCAGAAAUGGCCAUUUGGCGGAACACGUAUAGGUCGCUGGACGGUGCGCUCGACAACUGGUUGCAGAGCUUGCCCAGCGAAUAUAGCAGGAUAUCGGCUCUGUGCCACUCAGAUCCCGCGAGCCGUGUCGCCAACUGGUUUAUGCUGCAUAGCGCAUACGUCACGUCUGUCGUGCGUCUGCAUUCCUCGGCUGCGUACCCCACUGUGAGAUCUCACAUCUUCGUCCCAUCACAUUAUGCGAUGCAGAGAUGCUUGUCUGCUGUGCAAAGUCUUGGUGAUAUUGCGCAAGACGUUUUCGAGGCCAAUGGUCUAGAUCUCUUGGGACCACCAUUUGCCUUUUCGCUGUGGGUAGCGGCGAGGUUGCUGCUCAUCCACGCUGCGACAGUCGGGUGUCCCGUUGAUCCCAAGAUUGACUUUUUCAUCGAAACGCUUCGCCAUGUUGGACAGUACUGGGAGGUAGCGAAUAACUACGCCAAAAUUCUCGCUCGGGUGGUACAGCGAGGGCGUCAGGGCGACAUGAGCUUCACCGCCAUGAGAAAGAGUGCCCACGACCUGGUAACCUUGACAUCUUCCACCCGUCGCUCCGGCAUGGAGCCAACAUCGACUCAAGUAUCUUCGUUAAGCGAACUGGACAACAUUGACGUUUUCGACUUUUUCAACUAUCCCAAAAUGUCUGAGCCGAGCUCACGGGCGACAAACGGCCAGACAAAUUUACUACAGCCACAGGUGAUGAGCGGGUUGGGUGGCGAUUCAAUGAGGACCACCGGGGUGCCAGACCCAGAGUCGGAUUGGCUGGGCUUCAGCACUCCAUUCAACUGA